Messenger RNA from Microbotryum saponariae, 4759 nucleotides. NCBI's taxonomy places the organism in Eukaryota, Fungi, Basidiomycota, Microbotryomycetes, Microbotryales, Microbotryaceae. The record is from the annotation of a GenBank genome assembly.
AUGGCCACGCACGACCAUUCACGAGCGAUCAUCGGCUCACUGUUCACGCCUCCGCCCGGAUCGAGCGCGCCACGUGAGCUUGGCCCGGGAGAGAGACGACGCUGUCGGACUGGGCCGUUCAGCGAGACUGAUGAGACCUCCUUGGGCCGCAGCGAAUGAUCGUUAUGUCGCGUAUUGUCCGACGUGGGAGGUCGUCCCACCCAUCAACGCCCAGCCGGGUCAACCACCCCCGAUCAAAGCGCGCUUCCUCAUCCUCUCCGGUCCGUCCCCAUACAACAACCGAGCCUCGGCAUGCAGAGCAACCCACCUCGCUGACCCCUCGUCUUUUGUUUUCACCGCUCCACCAGCCGCGAGGGAUGGCCGACUCAGGUUGCACAAGGCGAAACAGAACUCGAACGGCACCUUCUCGAUCGGCAAGACCUGGCCGCUCGAGCAGCUCACUCAGGUCGAGGUCGCAAAGGUGAGCCAUGAGCCAGUCGAAAGGGUAUACUUCGAAUUCAACGGUGAGGCUGAUCGUGCAGCUUGGGUGCUCAGCGUAUGGUCGACGGAUACCCGAAUCCGCAGGUCAGUCUUCGUCUUCGUCUUCGCUCCCCCCACAUGCGCUCCGGGCCUCAACUGACCACAGAAGCUACGCUCCCCUCCCCUCCCCCAGCCGCUCGAAUUCGUCCUCACCAUCGCCGGUAAAGCCUACCGAUACAAGACCAACAUGCCCUCGUCCCAACAGGCCGCCUUUCUCGUCACCGUCGUGCGAUGUUGGAGGAGGUUCAUGAACGGUGAAGCUGCGCGCUUUGACUCGUUGACUGUCCCACGAGCAGCUCACUCACACCUCUCGACAUGCGCCGUUCGCUGCAGGUCGAGGUCAACCCGAUCUGGUCUUGCUCGGAUUCGCAGUCGACAACGCGCAACCCUCCACCUUCCCCGCCUCGCCUCAUCUCGGAGGCGCUUCACAACCGUUAGCUAUGAGCCCGCGGACGCGAACGCCUUCCGGCCCCAGUCCGGGCCACGACUUCCAUCGACCCGGAUCAUCGGCUUCGAGCGUCUCGAACGGAAGCGGGAGGCGACCCGUCCCACAAAACCACGCCUCCCCCCUUCCGAUGCCCCCCGUCCAAGCAGCGAUGAUGAUGGUUCCUUCCAACACCUCCUCUCCCCUCGGCGGAUCCGGUCCCGCACCGAACCAAGGUCCACGCUCAAGAGAUCCAUCAAUCCAAUCCAAUUACCGAAUCGACGCCGCCCCUCCUCCACCACCACCACCACCACCCAUGGGUAAUCUACAACCACCGAAUUCAUCCACCACUUUGAACUCGAUUCCCACUUUCCAAAAUUCGUUCGGUGCACUCGCUCCAACGCCGAGAAGACCUUCCUCCCCUUCGACGAGAAACCCCCUCGUUACUUCCCCCUCCCCCUCUUCUUCUUCGAAUGGACCACCUACUACAAUACCGAUAGGUACGAACGCGUCCAAUCUACGAAGACCAAGCGGUCAAGCACCCCCGAUGUCAGCUUCGACGAACUCCAUGUCCGUCGUCAGCGCGUCGUCGUCGGCGGCGGCAGCGGCGAAAGCGAGUUCGCAAAAGUUGGAGAUCAGGGCUAGGUUGGGAGAGAGGAAGCGAUCCGUCGCGGCGGCGCAGGGGUUGAAGAUUUCGGCCGUUAGGGCCAAUCAGCCGAUCGGAGCGGAGGGAGGGCCCAACAGUAGUUCGCCUGGGACACCGGCGGUGCCCGGUUCGUCGACGAGUUUACACUUUGCGGGCGUCGGGAAGGUCGAGGGGAUUGGAGGUGCGGGUCCGUCCAAGAUGCCGGGUACGGUCGGCGUCAAGAAGCUCAAGACGGCGGAUGAGAUGGUUGAUGAUGAGACCGUUUUGAUGAACGUUGAGGAGAUGUUGGAGGGUUUCGAAUGGAGAGGAGCGGGGAUCGGCAUAUCCUCCGGCGACGGAACCUCCUUUGGGUCUUCUUCGGUUCGAAGACAAGGUGCUGCGAGGGCCGACGAGAUUGAGAAACGGCUCAUUGGCGAAUUGAAGGCUUUGGAAGCGGCGUCGAUUCAUGCGAUUAUGGAAUCCGACGAUCGCGUCGAGGACGUCGUCAAAUGUUUGGAUCAGACCUUGGCCGAGUUGGAGGUCAUGGAGUUGACGAUGGGCAUGUACAAGACGCAGUUGAAUGUGGGUCACUCGAACCGAGUGUGUGGGGGUAUUCAGGGUGUUUUCUUGAAUGAAGUGACUCACUUGGAGUGUGUUAUUUUUUUUAUUUUUUAUUUUUUCUCUCGCAGUUGAUGACGGACGAUAUUGCGCACAUCGAGUCCCAGAACCGAGGUUUGCAAGUCCAGACUUCGAACCAACGUCAACUCUUAUCCGAGAUCGACAAGCUCAUGUCGACGAUCCACAUCCCCGAAGAAGACCUCGCCGCCCUGGCCCAGGAAUCACUCGAAUCGACCUCCGGAAUCGAGAGGCUCGAGAGAGCGGCCGUGUCGUUGUACAAAGCCCUCUUGUCGACGCGGGAUACGGAGAUGCUCGUCGCGUCCGAACGGGUCGCCGAAUACCGCGCGACCGCGACCAGAUUCUCAAAGAGGGUCUUGGACUUUCUCACCAUCAUGUUCAAGUUCCAAGUCGAUGGCGUGCUGCAUCCCAAGGACCCCAAGAUGAAAAAGGACGGGACCUUGCCGGCGCAUGAACAGUUGGAAGAGUUCUUGGGCAGGUAUUGCGGCAUCAUGCUUUUCGUCAAGGAGAUUGAAUUCGAGCGGUACGAGGAGAUUUGUUCGGUACGUUUCUUCGAGCGGGCCCGAGGCGCGCGCGGCCGUUCGUUGUCGGUCCGUGGUCGUGGGUAUUGAAGAUUCGGGAUCUUUGAUGCAGACCUACCACUGCGUCAUGUCCGAUCUUUACCGUUCCGAAAUCCAAGAACUUCUCGCGUCCUUCAAGGCGGGGAUUCGCAAGACCCCCGAAGAUGAAUUGGAAGCGAUGCACUUCGCGAGCAAGGAAUCGCCGACGUUGAGGCAGCAUUCGAUAAGGAGGCCUGGGACGCUCGUUCGAAGUGUGGCUGAUGGGGGUAGGAAGAGGGAGGAUAGUGAGGGUAGUAAGGAGGCAAAGAUGAGCGCUAGUGAGGUGAGUGCGAGCGACAGCGAGAGGAUGCAAUUCCUAUGUUGUUGGAGAGAAAUGCAUUUGCUGAAUCCAUGCUGCGAUUCUGGCAGGCGUUUGGUCGAGCACUAGAACAAAUCGUGCCCCACGUCCAACGCGAACAAGGCUUCCUCGCCGACUUCCUGCACGUCAACUCCCUCGAAGCCUCCAUCACUUUUGCCGACUACAUGAUGCUCGAGACCUUUUUCCGAAGAGCGGCUACGCAGCAUUUGAACGCCAACUUUGGCAAGAUGAAGGAUAUCAAGGGCUCGAUGGAGUUGGUGUGCAAGUUCUUGGAGAACGAGUUGAAGGAAUGGAUCGAGGGGGUGUUGAGGAUGGAUCCGAUGUGAGUUUCUCUUCGAUUGAGCAAAGAGGAAGAGGAUUGGUGCGCUAAUUUAAGACGUUUGUGUUUGUUGAACAGGCAAAUUGUCGGGAUCAUUGCGACGCUCGAUCGGUUCAUCUUGCAAUGCGAGGCGGAGAGGAUCGAGUUCUUGUUGCGGCUGUUCCAGCGCCAGCAUUCGAAAUCCAUCUCGUCGCUCGAGCGGCAGAUCGUACGUUCGUUUCAUCCUUUACGAUCCAAUGGGGCGCACCACUGACCUCACGUGGAUCCUGCGACGACGAGCAGAAGGAACAAAUCAAAGGGAUCGAACAAACCAAGCUCACGCUCAAAAAGCGCAAAGGCGUCGUACCCUUCGUGCGCGUGUUCCCCAUCUUCGUCGCACGCAUCGAGGCCCAACUCGAAGGCUGUGAUGAUUUGCCGAUCAGGGAUGUGGUGGAUGGACAUUACGAGAGCGUCACGAGUACGAUGAUGGAUUGUUUGCAGCAGAUGGCCAAGAUGGAUGGCGAGGGUCAGGGUGGGGAAGGCAAGGAUCAAUUGAAUUAUCAUGUCAUUCUCAUUGGUGAGUUCGGAUUUUUGGCACGAGCGUCGAGCUCGGGGGGUGUGACUGACGACUAGUUGUUGACCGCAUCGAAUAGAAAAUAUGCACCACAUCAUCGCCGUCUUCUCGAAGCAGCAGCGCGUGCUCGCGCUCGAACCGUUCGUCGGGCAAGCGAAGGAGAAGUACACGCAGAAUCUGGAUGCCUACAUCCGCCUCAUCCUGCGACGACCUCUGGCUCGCGCUUUGGUGGGUUCAUUAAUCGUGCAGCCUAUACGUGAUCGCUGCGAUCGGGGUCGAUAUUUGACUCGUCACUUGCCAAAUUGGGCCCCACAGGACUUUUUCACCGGCCUCGAACAACUACUGCGCACGACACCACCGAACGAAGUCUCCCUCCACUCGGCCUACACCAAAGCCGCCGUCCGGCGAGCGCUGAGUGACUUACGCGCUAAGGACGUUAGGAAAGCCGUCGAUGGGUUGUACAAGCGCGUCGAUAAGCAUUUUGGAGGGGAAGUUACGCAUCAGGCGGCGCAGCAUUCCGAGGUGCUCAAGACGGUUUGGAAGGCGUGCGAGGACGAAAUGUUGAGGAUGUCCGGGGGGUGGAGGGCACUGUUGGAGAGAUGUUAUUCGGUACGUUCUUGGGGGUGAGGACUCGGUGUUCGUUGGGUUGGUGAGAGUAUUGUUUUCUGAUCGGACCUUUUUCCACUUUGGCAGGACGACAAGGUCGGGUUGGACUUUUCGGCGACGGACGUGACAGAAUUCUUCAGGAAGGCCCAGUCCGCAUGA